AUGGCAAUUUCUCCACAGAAAAUAUCAGAGAUAUUUGAAAAUCUCAACGUCAGUAGCAAUAACGUCACAACACAGUCAAACUCUAGAUUGACAAGAGAGCAGAAGCAUGCUCUACAACUAGAAGCUGACGCCUGCUCAAUUUAUAUAGGAAAUAUUAGUUUGGAUACGACACCGGAGGAAAUUGAUGAGCACUUCAAAUCAUGUGGGGUCAUUAAGAGAAUUACUAUGCUAUAUGAUAAGAACACAGGGCCUUCAAUAGGUUACGCAUAUGUGGAAUUUGAUUCGAUUGAUUCUCGUGAUAAAGCCUUGGAUUUUAAUGGCACAAAUCUGCGACAACAUGUUAUUUCUGUAGAACGGAAAAGAACUAAUAUACCUAACUAUAAGCAAAAUACAUCAAACAAUACAGAUAGUGGUACUGAAAAUAAAAAUACUUGA
Molecule: messenger RNA, 435 nt
Organism: Nakaseomyces glabratus
Lineage: Eukaryota; Fungi; Ascomycota; Saccharomycetes; Saccharomycetales; Saccharomycetaceae
Gene: SGN1
Product: Sgn1p
Cellular component (GO): cytoplasm
Molecular function (GO): poly(A) binding
Source: RefSeq, a predicted model, not a curated record